AUGGUAGUUCAGCUUCUAAUUCUUGUCAUUCUCCUCUUUGGGAGCUCAUUGAGGCUAGUAGUAGGGAACAACGAGACUGAUCAACUUGCUUUGUUGGAGUUCAAGAAACAAAUUGAUGAUCCUUACGGAUCCCUGAGUUCGUGGAACGAUUCCAUCCAUUUCUGCAAAUGGGUAGGGAUCACAUGUAGCCAUCGUCAUCAACAACGGGUUAUCAGCUUGGAUUUACAAGGGAAGGGUUUGGUUGGGAACAUAUCUCCUUUCAUAGGGAAUCUCACUUUUAUCAAUUCCCUCAACAUUGGAAACAACAACUUCCAUGGAAAAAUCCCUCAAGAGAUCGGUUAUCUGUUUCGACUACAAUACAUUGAUCUUGAAAACAACACUCUCCAAGGAGAACUUCCUGUCAGUUUGGCCAACUGCACUCGUCUGAGAGAAAUCUAUUUCUCCUAUAAUAAUAUUGUCGGGAAGAUUCCUGUUGAAUUGUUUAUGUCUUUGUCAAAGUUGGAGGUAAUUUUUAUUGCUAAGAAUGACUUGACAGGAAAAAUACCAGAUUCUUUUGGGAACAUUUCCUCUGUCAUAGGUAUGGGUUUGGCUGGAAAUGGACUGCAAGGGAGCAUUCCGGAAUCCCUUGGUCAGCUAACAAACUUAUAUUUUCUAUCACUUUUUUCCAACAAGCUAUCUGGUAUGAUCCCCGUCUCUUUAUAUAAUCUUUCUAUUCUUGGGCUUUUUUCUUUCACACAAAAUCAAUUGCAUGGGAGCCUUCCACAAGACAUAGGCCUCACUCUUCCAAAUCUCCAAGAAGUAUACAUUGGAGAGAACCUUUUGUCAGGGAGAUUUCCUAAUUCCAUCUCCAACAUUUCAACACUCGAAAUGAUUGAUCUUAGUGAUAACAGUUUUAUUGGACCAGUCCCCAACAACUUAGGCAAUCUUCAAAACCUUCAAGGAUUCAGUAUUUCUGGAAAUCAAUUUGGAUCAGGGGACGCUGAUGAUUUAGAUUAUGUAAAUUCUUUACUCAAUUGUACACAUCUAGAGAUGUUGAGUCUUGCCAAUAAUAGCUUUAAGGGCCCCCUUCCCAACUUUAAAGCCAAUCUCUCAACAUAUCUCUCUAUGAUUUUUUUAGGAGAUAAUCAAAUAUCUGGAACCAUUCCUAUUGGGAUUGAGAAUCUUGUCAACUUAACCGAAUUGGCCAUGGACGGUAACUUUCUCGAAGGUCAUAUUCCGUCUGUUAUAGGGAAACUUUCAAAGCUUCAAAGAUUAUACUUGGGUGGAAAUAGACUUUCAGGACAGAUACCUUCCACUAUAGGCAAUCUCACCCUUUUGUUUGAACUUUAUUUAGAAUCCAACAACUUGAAUGCAAGCAUUCCUUCCAGCAUUGGAAAUUGUCAACAUUUACAGUUCUUAAGCCUUUCUAAUAAUAGCCUCCAAGGGUCAAUACCUAAACAACUCUUUCUUAUAUCCUCCUUAUCAAUAUCUCUCAACUUAUCUUAUAAUUCUCUUGUCGGUUCCCUAUCAAUUGAAAUUGGUAACUUGAAGAGAGUUUCUAUAAUAGAUAUCUCCAACAACAAACUCUUUGGAGAAAUUCCGUCCUCCAUUGGUGGUUGUGAUAGUGUGGAACAACUUUUUAUGGGGGGUAAUUUGUUUGAAGGAACCAUUCCUCAAUCUUUGACUCUUUUGAAGGGGCUUCAAGAUUUAGAUCUCUCAUUCAACAACUUAUCAGGGAAAAUUCCAAAAGAUCUAGAGAAACUUGCAGCAUUGCAGAGUUUGAAUUUAUCCUUCAAUUAUCUUGAGGGUGAGGUACCAACAAAAGGAAUCUUUGGAAAUGCAAGUGCAAUUUUUGUGAAUGAAAAUGAUAAGCUCUGUGGGGGAAUUGCAGAGUUACAUUUGUCUACAUGCACAAACAAUGGAUCUACAAAAACAGAAAAAUCCAAUGCUUUUAGAAUAGUUUUGGCGAUAAUCGGUGUGGUUCUUGGUUUUCUUUUGAUAUCUUCAUUUUUUACUCUUUUUUGGAUAAGAAGAUCAAAAAGUAAACCUCCAUCCACACCAUUAAUCGGUGACCAAUUCUUAAAGCUUUCUUACAAAGAGCUCUUCCAAGCUACUGGAGGAUUUUCUUCAGCUAAUUUCAUAGGUUCCGGCAGUUUUGGCUCUGUAUACAAAGGGAUAAUCGACCAAGAUGAAACCAUUAUCGUAGUCAAGGUACUCAAUCUUCAAAAUCAAGAGUUUACAAGAGCUUCAUGA
Telopea speciosissima is the source of this 2232-nucleotide messenger RNA. Its product is annotated as LRR receptor-like serine/threonine-protein kinase EFR. The coding region runs from base 1 to 2232 and encodes 743 amino acids. NCBI's taxonomy places the organism in Eukaryota, Viridiplantae, Streptophyta, Magnoliopsida, Proteales, Proteaceae. Gene Ontology annotation, biological process: protein phosphorylation. Gene Ontology annotation, molecular function: ATP binding; protein binding; protein kinase activity. The transcript has a single exon. The record is from RefSeq and is a predicted model, not a curated record.